Messenger RNA from Lipotes vexillifer (Yangtze River dolphin), 2055 nucleotides. It is a transcript of the gene COL9A3, whose product is annotated as collagen type IX alpha 3 chain. Bases 1 to 2055 code for a protein of 684 amino acids. The record is from RefSeq and is a predicted model, not a curated record. The transcript has 33 exons. Gene Ontology annotation, biological process: extracellular matrix organization. Gene Ontology annotation, molecular function: extracellular matrix structural constituent conferring tensile strength. Gene Ontology annotation, cellular component: collagen type IX trimer. Lineage: Eukaryota; Metazoa; Chordata; Mammalia; Artiodactyla; Lipotidae.
AUGGCCGGAGCCCCCGCUCUGGCCCUGCUCCUGCUUGGGCAGCUGCUGGCCGCCACCGUGACCGUGACCAGGGCGCAGAAAGUGGGACCUCGAGGCCCCCCCGGCCCCCGAGGACCACCUGGGAAGCCAGGCACCGACGGCAUUGAUGGAGAAGUUGGUCCUCCAGGGCUGCCUGGGCCCUUGGGACCGAAAGGGGCCCCGGGGAAGCCGGGGAAACCAGGAGAAGCCGGGAUGCCGGGACUGCCUGGUGUGGAUGGUCUGACCGGGCAGGAUGGACCCCCUGGACCCAAGGGCGCCCCCGGAGAACGGGGAAGUCUGGGGCCCCCGGGGCCCCCUGGGCUGGGGGGCAAAGGCCUCCCUGGAUCCCCCGGAGAGGCAGGGGUGAGCGGCGUCCCAGGCGGAAUUGGCCUCCGGGGCCCCCCGGGACCCUCUGGACUUCCAGGCCUCCCAGGCCCCCCGGGACCUCCCGGCCCUGCUGGUCGCCCAGGGGUCCUUCCCGAAGGCGCUACUGACCUUCAGUGCCCGGCCAUCUGCCCACCAGGCCCACCGGGGCCCCCNGGAAUGCCAGGGUUCAAGGGACCCACCGGCUACAAAGGGGAGCAGGGAGAAGUCGGCAAGGACGGCGAGAAGGGUGACCCCGGCCCCCCUGGGCCCCCUGGCAUCCCAGGCACUGUGGGGCUGCAGGGUCCACGGGGCCUACGAGGAUUUCCAGGGCCACUCGGACCCCCCGGGGACCGGGGUCCCAUCGGAUUCCGAGGGCCCCCCGGGAUCCCAGGAGCCCCUGGGAAAGUGGGUGACAGAGGCGAGAGGGGCCCAGAGGGGUUGCGCGGCCCCAAGGGCGACCUCGGCAGGCCUGGUCCUAAAGGCAUCCCUGGCAUGUCCGGGCUGAUCGGAGAGCCGGGCAUGCCAGGCAAGGAUGGCCGGGACGGUGUGCUGGGACUCGAUGGUGAGAAGGGAGAAGCUGGUCGCAAUGGUGCCCCAGGAGAGAAGGGUCCCAAUGGGCUGCCGGGUCUCCCUGGACGAGCAGGGUCCAAGGGUGAGAAAGGAGAACCGGGCAGAGCUGGAGAGCUGGGCGAGGCUGGCCCCUCAGGAGAGCCCGGUGUCCCCGGAGACGCUGGUGUGUCCGGGGAGCGUGGCGAGGCUGGCCACAGGGGCUCAGCGGGGGCUCUGGGCCCGCAAGGCCCCCCCGGAGCUCCUGGUGUCCGUGGUUUCCAGGGCCGGAAGGGCAGCAUGGGAGACCCCGGCCUGCCCGGCCCCCAAGGCCUCCGAGGCGGCAUGGGCGACCGGGGCUCGGGAGGAGCUGCAGGCCCAAAGGGCGACCAGGGCAUCGCGGGCGCCGAUGGCCUUCCUGGGGAUAAAGGGGAACUGGGUCCCAGUGGCCCUGUCGGACCCAAAGGAGAGUCCGGCAGUCGAGGGGAGCUGGGUCCCAAGGGCAUCCAAGGCCCCAAUGGCACCAGCGGCAUAGAUGGCGUCCCGGGCCACCCUGGCCCCAUGGGCCUCCAGGGCGUGCGAGGCGUGCCUGGCAUCACUGGGAAACCUGGGGUCCCGGGCAAAGAAGCCAGCGAGCAGCACAUCAGAGAGCUGUGUGUGGGGAUGGUCAGCGAGCAAAUCGCACAGCUAGCCGCGCACUUGAGGAAGCCCUUAGCACCAGGGUCCGUCGGUCGGCCGGGUCCCGCUGGCCCCCCCGGCCCACCGGGGCCCCCAGGCUCCAUCGGUCACCCCGGGGCUCGAGGGCCCCCUGGAUACCGCGGUCCCACCGGGGAGCUGGGAGACCCCGGACCCAGAGGAAACCAGGGGGACAGAGGAGACAAAGGCUCAGCUGGCGAGGGCCUGGACGGGCCUGACGGAGACCAAGGGCUCCAAGGACCACAAGGCGUGCCCGGUGUUGGCAAAGACGGCCGCGACGGUGCCCACGGAGAGCCUGGGCUCCCUGGCGAUCCUGGCCUUCCCGGUGCUGUUGGCGCUCAGGGGACCCCCGGCAUUUGCGACACCUCCGCCUGCCAAGGAGCCGUGAUGGGAGGGGGCGGGGAAAAGUCAGGUCCCAGGAGCUCCUAA